UGUUUCCCCCCCCACACCCCCCUUGUUGAAUUGAAGCUAUUCUUCAAGACUCUUUUCACUUGCUUCGUCAGACCUGUUCCCCUGUUGAGCAGACUUAGCUCCUUCAGACUGCCUUCUGUACCCGACUAGAGACUAUCAGAGUUCACUGUUCAACUCAAGGGGCUUGUCAAGCCCGACUCUUGGACCUUUUAAAAGGAAGAAUACUGAGAAAGGGACUUCAGUAUGUUAUUUUAAAUGGGAUUGUCCUUUGGUUUUUGUGGGAUUGGAAGAGAAGGUAAGAGGGUAUUUGGCUGGUUUGGAUGGAGCACAGCGCUGAUUUUCCGGAGUUGACGACUGAGUGGAGUGCAGUUAUCCUUGUAGGUCUGUGACCCUCUUGUGGACUGCUUCCCCCGGAGCACGACCUUGGCUGAACGAAGCGCGGUGACGAUGGUGAUGAUGAUGGUGACGAUGGGGCUGCGGGGCUCGUUGCUCUUCCUCGGCCUGCUAACUGCCCAGGUGACCAGCAGCCUCGCCAGGACCGGCAAUGGCUACCCGCGCAUGAAGCUAUCAUACCAAGAGCUGCUGGCGUUCCAGGGGGUGAAGCGCUACGAAAUGGACCGGUCCUGCUGCUUUGACACCAUGCUGCUGGAUGAGGAGAGAGGGAGGCUCUUCGUAGGGGCCAAGAACUACCUGCUGUCUCUGAGCCUGGACAACAUCAGCAAGCAGCAGCACAUGAUUUACUGGCCAGCGCCCGUGGACUGGAGGGAGGAAUGCAACUGGGCAGGCAAAGACAUCAACACAGAAUGUGUGAAUUAUGUCAAAGUCCUGCACCACUACAAUCGGACGCACCUGUACGCCUGCGGGACAGGGGCUUUCCACCCCACCUGUGCCUUCGUGGAGGUGGGACAGAAGAUGGAGGACAGAGUGUUUCGGAUUGAUCCCAACAAGGUAGAGGACGGCAAGGGGAAGAGUCCCUACGAUCCCAAACACCAGGCUGCCUCAGUGCUCAUCGGGGAUGAACUGUACUCCGGAGUGGCCACUGAUCUGAUGGGACGGGAUUUCACCAUCUUCCGGAGUCUGGGACAGCGAAACUCCAUCCGCACUGAGCAGCACGACUCCCGCUGGCUCAACGAGCCGAAGUUUAACAGCGCGUUCUGGGUCCCGGAGAGUGAGAACCCCGACGAUGAUAAGAUUUUCUUCUUCUUCCGCGAGACGGCGGUCGAGGGGCAGGGCCUGGGCAAAUCAACCUACUCCCGGAUUGGACAGUUGUGCAGAAAUGAUGUGGGUGGGCAGCGCAGUCUGGUCAACAAGUGGACUAGUUUCCUGAAGACUCGGCUCAUCUGCUCGGUCCCAGGCAGUGACGGCAGCGACACAUACUUCGAUGAGCUCAGGGACGUAUUCCUGCUGCAGACCAGAGACAGGAAGAACCCGCUGGUCUACACCAUCUUCUCUACUUCCAGCAGCGUGUUCAAGGGCUCGGCCGUCUGUAUCUACACAAUGAACGACAUCCGCAGGGCUUUCCUGGGGCCCUUCGCACACAAGGAGGGGCCCAACUACCAGUGGGUGCCCUUCCAGGGCAAGGUGCCCUACCCUCGUCCCGGCAUGUGCCCCAGCAAGACGUUCGGGAGCUUCGAGUCGACGAAGCAGUUCCCCGACGACGUGAUACAGUUUGCGAGACACCACCCCCUCAUGUACAACCCCGUGUACCCGCUGAACCGGCGGCCCGUCUUCGUGCGCACCAACGCGGAGCACAGCUUCACCCAGAUUGCAGUGGACAGGGUGGCCGCCGCGGACGGGCAGUAUGACGUCAUGUUCAUCGGCACAGACGUGGGCUCUGUGCUGAAGGUGAUCUCCGUUCCCAAGGAGAGCUGGAAGAACAUGGAGGAGCUGCUUCUGGAGGAGCUGCAGGUGUUCAAGGACGCGUCUCCCAUCAUCAACAUGCAGAUCUCCUCAAAACGGCAACAGCUGUACGUGGGCUCGGAGACGGGGCUGGCCCAGGUGCCCCUCCAUCGCUGCAGUAGCUACGGGAAGGCGUGUGCGGAGUGCUGCCUGGCACGAGAUCCCUACUGUGCCUGGGACGGGAACUCCUGCACCCGCUACCUCCCCAACACAAAGCGGCGAUUCAGGCGUCAGGAUGUGAGAAACGGAGACCCCAACACACUGUGCUCAGGAGACCACCACAAGCACAGAGUCACUGAGAAGAAGCUGUAUGGGGUGGAGGGCAGUAGCACCUUCCUGGAGUGCAUCCCCAAAUCCCUGCAGGCCCAGGUGACCUGGACCUUCCAGAGCCGGCCGGACAGCCAUCGGGACGAGGUUCACCCGGAUGAGCGGAUCAUCAAGACGGACAGGGGUCUGCUGCUGAGGAGCGUGCAGAGGAAGGACGCAGGGGAGUACCAGUGCCACUCCAUGGAGCACGGCUUCACCCAGACCCUGCUGCGCAUCUCUCUGGAGAUGGUCCCCUCGGGCCACGCGGACGGGUACUCCCCCAAAGACCAGCUGGACUCCCGCGGCGCCUCCCUCUCCUCCAGCCAGAAGGACUGGUACCGCGACUUCAUGCAGCUGGUGGACCACCCCAACCUCAAGACGGUCGACCAGAUCUGCGAGCAGGUGUGGAAGCACAAGAACCGGCAGCCGAAGCUGCUUAAGCCUCCCAAGAAGCCAGCCCCUCCACCCCUGGGGGUCCACGUCAACCCCAGCAAGUGGAAACACCUGCAGGAGAUCCGAAAGGCACGGAACCGCAGGACCCACGAGACCCAGCGCCCAGAACGGGCCCCCAGGAGCGCUACCAUCUGGUGAUUGUCUGGUGAUGGGAGGGAGAGAGAAAGAGAGAGAAAUAGAACGAGAGACUGAGGAGGCAAGUAAUAGAAGAGGGAGGUCCGUGGAGGGAAAAGGGUGUAGCCCUCAAAGCUAUCCUUUUCGUUGCUUUUCAUUUCAAUUUUACCCCCUCCCCCACCACCCGCACCCCCAUAGAGGUGGGCAAUGGACUGCCCUUAAACCCACCACUGAUCAUUUAAGCCCAUUUAUAUCGAAAGGUUGCCACAACCAAAGCUCGGUAUUUCCACGUAGCCUCUGGUUCUGGCAACAAAAAAAAAACCUCAUGACGCAGUCUCCAACGCGAUCCUGUGUUAACUUCAUUGUUCUUCCAUUGGUCCUGCCAGUAAGAGAACUGGGAUUACCCAACUACUGAGGUGAUGCCAUGGCCCAUGAUGGAGCACAUGACACUAUCACGGAAAACAUGAAAUCACCCAUCUUGGGCACAAUGGUACUACAGUGUCUGUCCUGCACUUGAGACGCAUCGUUUUUGUCUGGGAACCACGUAGGAUUAUUCAUGUCACAAAACACGGGACUGCACACUCUUUAGACACCUCUCAUUGAAAGGUCAUGGAAGAAGCCGACAACUGGAAUGGAAAGGGGGAGAAUGGACUUUCCUUUAGAAACUAGAAGAUUGAAAAUGUAAUCUUUUCUUUUAGGUACUGUACUGUGUGUCCCUAAAACGGCAGCGAGUCGUUGAAUCCUUUUUUUUAUUUGUUGUUUUUUAACUAUUGCGCUCUUCGGCUUCCAGUUCUGGCUCAACCACUCCAGGCAAGCUUGACCACUAUGAGUCAUUCCAGUUCACAAAACCUCUUCAGCAAGAAACUUGGAGGACUGGCUUUAAGUACAGUACUGACAAAUGUAUUUGUUGUUGCUUCACUCUAUUGCUCCGCUUUGGGGAGAGCGAGGCUAGACUUCGUCCUUCACCUCGCCUUAACAUACAGCUGCUGUGAUGUUUGUUAUUGUCCAAUAUGUGACGCCAAGGAGUAGAUUAGUAUGCGCUUGUCUUUGUGCUCCAUGUACGGCAGUUAUUUUGGUUGGUUUGGUAAAGAUUUUGUAUUUAUGUCUAUACAGAGUGUGCAAAAAGAUUAAUUAAAACUCAAAAAAAUAAACUUUGGAUCAAAAAUAUUACAAACGGUAAGAUGUAUUCCUUUAAGUGGUAUUUAUGUAGCUUGUAAUAAAGUACCACAAAAGUACCUUCUAUGGCCAGAGAAUUGUGAGGGUCUGGAACCAACUCCCCAGUAAUGUUGUUGAAGCUGACACCCUGGGAUCCUUCAAGAAGCUGCUUGAUGAGAUUCUGGGAUCAAUAAGCUACUAACAACCAAACGAGCAAGAUGGGCCUAAUGGCCUCCUUUCGUUUGUAAACAUUCUUAUGUUCUUAUGUUCUUAUGUUCUUAUGUAAGUCAAGGAAAUACACUGGCCAUGCAUUACCAUGUGACAGACCAACGCUUGUUCCUAAUACUUGCUGCUUACGUUCAAGUUCUUGCUAACGAGGUUUCAAUGCAUCUGGACAGCUGCUGACAAGGUGCAAAGCAAUUUAACCGAAAAGGAGUUCAUGUUUUUUAUUUCAUGUUUUUAUUGAAUUACUUUGUAUUUUUGUAUUUAAUUUUUUGUAAAGGAGAGCUGAGCUGUUGUUUCUGUAUUCUGUUGAUAAAUGAAACCUGAACUCUUUUUCUGCUGUUGCUAUCACCGACGAAUGUAAAGACAAGAAGAAAAGACAUGACGCCUUAAAAUAUUUAAGUUAAGCAUUAAAGUUUUAUUUAAAAAAGUAAUAAUAAUAAAAGAAUAACAAACAACAAGUGGGCUAGACAAUGUGCUUUUAAAGAUGAGUAUCAAUUCGUCUGGGAGGUAAGAACGGGUCUUUGAACAGCGAUAUCUUCUGCUAUUUAAAAAUGAGUAAUACUGAAUUUCUCAAAGCUUUUUUGUAGUGUUACUGCAAUUUGAUUGCUGCAUUUUUUAAUAACCACUUGUAUUUAAGUAUAUAUUGUAGACGCAGUGUCUUCCAAAGAGCAUCCUGAAUAACAAAUGGAGACGCCUGCAUUCAAUUGUGCUGCUCUGUCAGGUUUCGUAGUGUCUUAGACUUACAUUGCCUGUACAGUAAAAUGAUACAAUUUCUCUGACGUCAUGCUUUGAUGUUCGACAUGAUCGCAUGUUACCUCAUUCUUAAUCACAUUCUCAACCUGUGGUGAUCGCACAUUAUUUAGGGUAUUUGUUAAGGAAUCCACAGUAGUCAAUUUGUCAUUUUUCUAACUGGCAGUCGAGUGAAAUCAGUUUGAACGCACGCUGAUCGCACACUCCGAACCAGAUUAUUCAGCAGAUAUCGUUGUUAGUCCCUUACACGUCGAAAGAGUGCCACACCCCUGCCCUCUUUGUGGGCAAUAUUCCUUCUUCACUGAGGUGGUUGUGUAUCACUGACAUGCAUUGCAAGCUCUGCCCAGACAUCAAUAAACAACAGAUAUUAAUCUACUGUUAUUAAAAGAAAACGCAGUUAGGCAAAUGUCUUUAGAUGUUACAACAUCAUUUCAAAACGUUUGUCUAAAUGCAUUACUAAAUUGGGUUUUUAAGAUUUUCUUGUUCUACUCUAUAUAUAUAUAUAUAUAUAUAUAUAUAUAUAUAUAUAUAUAUAUAUAUAUAUAUAUAUAUAUAUAUAUAUAUAUAUAUAUAGUAUCUCCUAUGAUUGAGUGCUAUAAACAGAAGGUACUUUUUUAUUUAAGUAAUAACCCCCCUCAGUUUGUUUGCUCUUCAGUGCUUGUAAAGCGUUGCUGGUGUAUGUUUAUGAAUAUAUUGCUUGGAAUGGGUGAGCAAGCAUGUCUCAGAUUAAAAGGUCAGAAUUCACUGUGGCGCACAAUACAGAACGAGUUCCUGUGGAGAAAUCUUUCAGCUCAAACGUAUUAAAUUAACACAAUAAAAUAAAGUUACUUACUUUGCACUGCUCUUAGUUUGGAAA
Molecule: messenger RNA, 5737 nt
Organism: Acipenser ruthenus (sterlet)
Lineage: Eukaryota; Metazoa; Chordata; Actinopteri; Acipenseriformes; Acipenseridae
Product: semaphorin-3B-like
Exons: 18
Coding region: 427-2775 (782 amino acids)
Biological process (GO): negative regulation of axon extension involved in axon guidance; negative chemotaxis; positive regulation of cell migration
Molecular function (GO): chemorepellent activity; semaphorin receptor binding
Source: RefSeq, a predicted model, not a curated record